AUAGUGGAUUAUGUCUCGUAAAAACACACGCCAUAUUGGAUUUCCCUAACAGAUUGGGAUGUGUUAGUGAAAUACUCCUUCUUAUGAGAGGUAUCACGUGUAGUUAUGUUCAGGGUGGAGGGCAGUGAGAGGCGAGACAUACCAGGUGCAUGGAGACUUCAAGUUACACCAGUCAGCUUUAGAGAGUGACAAGUGUUAUGUUGAAAUACUGAAACGUAUUCACUUCAGGUGUGUUAGUGCUCAAUAACGGUAUCCUACAUGAAUGCCAAUUUGAGUAGGAUAUUUGGAACUGUGUGUGCAUACUUUGUGGCAGUGAACUCAAAUAGAAAAAGUCCUUGUUGAGAGUUAACGUGACCAAGUCCUUGAUGAGAUGCUUGAAAAAUUAUUCUUUAUAUAGAAAAUGGACAUGACAGGGAUCCAUUUAGUUGGACAGAUGUAAUUAGUUUUGUAAGCUCUACCUGUCACGUAUGCCAGGCCUGACAAGAUAUCAGUUCGAAGGGCCAUAAGAGCAAGUUUUUAGGCCUGGUGAAGUGGAGGCAAAGCGUGGUGGGCCAGCUGUGCAAUGGCUGGUAGCACAGCAGUAACUCGACUCUCACGCAUUAUGAUGUGCCUGCUUACUUUGGCUGGACUUCCCAUCAUCUCUGCUCUGGUAGCAGAGGGUGUUGCACGGCCAGCAGAAAAUCAUCCACCCAAAGUUUCCCAUUGUGAACAAUACAACACUACACAAUGUUCAAACGAGGGUCCCCAGCCACUUCUUUGCUCAGGGAAGAUGACGGAGACUUGUGAAGUAUGGAAUAACCCAGAGAAGAUAAACCAGUGUUUUGUUGUUUGGACUAAUAACUCGGGCAAGGUGGAGAUUACAUACAAAGGUUGCUGGUUGAAUGAUAAUACCUGUUCAGAUGAAUGCAUCAACGACCAGCCAGCAAGUAGCUUGACAGAAAACAAAAAACACUUAUUUUGUUGCUGCAAUCACAACAACUGCAACCAUAACUUCUUUUGGCGGCCACUGCCAGAAGUCCCUAGUACCACACCAACCACACCUCAAGACCAAGAUGUUGUUGUCAAAACCGUUGCUUGGACAUUGGGCACACUUAUCUGUGUUGUGGUCAUCGUUACCUUGCUCUUCUACCUCUACCGUCGACGAAAAAUGGCCAACUUUAUGGAGUUGCCAAGAGUGGAAUCAGCAGCACUAGUUCCUCCUUCUCCACCAUUGUGUGUACGACCUAUACAACUGCGUGAAAUCAAGGCACGUGGGAGAUUUGGUGCUGUUUGGAAGGCCAAUCUCCACACAGAUGUUGUUGCUGUCAAAAUUUUCCCAGUACAGGACAAGCAGUCUUGGUUGGUUGAGAAAGAAGUGUACUCACUUCCUCAGAUGUCCCAUGAAAAUGUGCUGCAGUUCAUUGGGGCAGAAAAGCAUGGAGAUAAUUAUCAAGCAGAAUUUUGGCUUAUUACUGCUUAUCAUGAACGAGGGUCUCUCUGCGACUAUCUGAAGGCAAACUUGGUUACUUGGAAUGAUCUUUGCAAAAUUGGAGAGUCCAUGGCAAGGGGUCUGAUGUAUGUGCAUGAAGAACAGCCUGCUACCAAGUGUGAGAGUCUAAAGCCUUCAAUUGCUCAUCGAGAUUUCAAAAGUAAAAAUGUUUUGCUAAAGGCUGAUCUAUCUGCCUGCAUUGCUGAUUUUGGCUUGGCUUUGGUCUUCCACCCUGGGCAGUCAGCUGGUGACACCCAUGGACAGGUUGGCACACGGCGUUACAUGGCACCAGAAGUAUUGGAAGGUGCAAUCAACUUCCAACGGGAUGCCUUCCUACGAAUUGACAUGUAUGCCUGUGGUCUAGUGCUGUGGGAAAUUCUCUCUAGGUGUUCAAGCCAGGAUGGUCCUGUACCUGAGUACCACUUGCCAUUUGAGGAAGAGGUUGGACAGCACCCCACUCUGGAUGAUAUGCAAGAAUGUGUUGUCACCCAGAAGACACGCCCUGCCAUCCGGGAUGUUUGGCGCAAGAAUGCGGCCAUGAUGGCUUUAAUUGAUACAAUGGAAGAGUGCUGGGAUCACGAUGCUGAGGCUCGCCUCUCUGCUUCCUGUGUUGUAGAAAGGCUGGCCAUUUACUCAAAAAACCUACACCUUUCCCCUACCUCAAAUCCACAGAAGGAGUCAAGCAUAUAAGGCCAUGAUGUGGUGGCCACGUACCUGGACAAGUACCUGUGCUGUAACCGCCUAUUAUGGGUCCUGGUGCGGGACAGACCCCAGCCACCAUGUCCCACAGGCACCAGCUGUGUUGGGGGCCUAGUGUACCGUGUGUCUGCCUCAAUACCCCCUCCCUUCUCCAACAGCUACACACCACAGCCAGCCACUUUAAACAUUCACAGUUUCUCUUGUUACAGCAAAGCUGGCCUAAGAGGCUUGGGCUAAGGGGACUUCACUUGGAAAAUGCACUCCAUUUUCUCAGCAUCUAAAUUUGGUACUGAUGGGCGAAAGGCUGUGUAAGUCAGUCAGAUAUGUCUUCCUGUUAUUAAUUAGUGCAAUAGUUUGAUAUCCGUGGCGGUGCUUAAAAUGCAUUUUUUUAAUAACUUGCGAAAAUGUAAAAUGAAUUUUGGAGUCCACAUGUCCAACCAAUUGUUCUUCUGGCUUGUGUGGUUGGGAGAGGGGGGAGGCUUAGUGUGGUGCCAAAGGGGUCAACAGGGAAGUGCUGGGACUACUAUGAAGAGCCACCAAACAGAAGGUAACUCAUGAGAACUUACUCCAUGGCUUCAUAACUCCACUGGGGCCAAGGUACUCCUCAAACAUCUGUGACUUUUGCCAAUAUUCAAUAGUAUUUAACAAUAUCAGUGCAAGAGGUUGAUCAAUGUAUCCAGACAGGAAGAUAAAGUAUUACAUUUUUAUUGGCAUCAUCACCUUAACCUGGAAUAAGUCUUAAUUCAAAACAAGAAGAAACUUGAGUGUGAAAGUUUUUCUCAGCAGCUAAACUGCUCAGGAAGUAAGAUGAAAUUUUCACAUCUGCUACAAGAAUAGAAGACAUUUCAGAAGAUAACAAAAACGAUGUUAAAAAUUGAAUUAUUUGAAGGACUAAUAUUAUUUUUGUUUUUCAAAUUGGCACAAGCAAACCCACCAGUGGGAAUGUUUUACCUCAGGAAUUCCCUUCCAAGAGUCCCCACUGCCAGAGUUAGUUCCUUGAGUUGAGUACCAGCUAGGUGGGGUUCAUUAUACUAUAUAAGUACUUUUGGGGAAUGCUCCCAGUUUUAUGGUUCUGCAUUUUCUUAAUCUGAAUGUGUCUGGUUUUGUGCAUUGAAACUGGAGUGGAUACUGUGUCACGAUAGUAGUAUUCACAGUUUGUUCUCAAAUAUUCUUUAAAAAGAAGACUUGAUUUCUAGAGCUAAGAUCAGCAUACUUUGCAUCCAGCCAUUUUUGCAGCUCAUAGUGCAGCUUAAAGCUCAACUCAGUAACUCAGGCAUAAGGAAAAUUAUGGUUGUGCCCCCCUGGCAAGUGUUCUAGUGUGUGGAAAAAUGGGUUUGGGUUCGUCAGUCCAUCUGCCAUUACAUGCAGUUAAUCCAUUAUGAAAAAGAAAGAAUGGAUGAAAUAUUAAGGAUAAAUCAAAUCAGAUCUUAAGGAAAUGGAUGUGUAAAACGAAAUAGAGAUUUCUGUGUGAAUCAUAUAUGGAUAUAAACAAUUGCCAUAGUAGCCAUUGAGAAUGGAGUAUGCUGUGUUUUUUACCACUCAUGUAAAAUGUAUUAUGUUAACUUUAUAGGCUGAUGGAUUAUGACGAGCCUGCCCAGUAAAAUGUGUUACCUAAGGCCAGUGGAGGGCCACGAUCGGGCUGCCCCAUAACUGUCAGCUCAGGAUACCCUUCAGUGACCACCCUGUUACCACUUUGCCCCCACACACGUACAUACCCUCAUCCUGUAUAUAUUUGCGCCUUGUUUGCAGCAUUACAGAAGUUGUCGCCAGCAAAAUGGAACUAGUGAUUAUUUUAAUGUGGUUUAUUUGUGAAACCAAUGGUGCUUUUUUUCUUGUAUCUCCAAGAUGAAUGUUAACUGUUGUAUAAUGAUGAAGCCAACAAGAGUGAGGACACUAUGGAACAUUGCCCACUCACCAUUGUAAAUACCUCAUGCCUGUACACAACAUCAUGACCUAUGGUAUCCAGACCUCACCAUGACAAAUCAUGAGUGCUUAUGUUCUAAUUACUAUUGCCUCUUGCUUGUGGAUGGAAGCAGUUCUCUGUUGCAUGGGAACUUGGUUAGAUGGCCAUUGAAAAAUCUUGCCUAGGGGCCAGUUUAUUGGAUGAUAUAUGGAAAAUGUUUAGAAGAGAUUUUGAACAAAUAUGAUAUUUUAGCCAUGCAGUUCUGAAGACAAGAGGCUGGAAUACCAAGAAUCAAACAAGUAAACUGAAAUGACUGUGAGAAAAGUAACCUUGUGCUUAAAUUAUCAUCUUCCAUAUGAAACUUGAAUUGAGGUUAUGGUGAAGUGAAGGACACGAGCCAAAGAAUGAUAAAAAGUGAGGACUGGAGCCGUCAUGUGAUAGACUGGAUACGUAUGGGGACUCGUGGGCACUUCCCACAUGCCCAAGGGAAACCACAUUGUCAUCAAGAGAAGACUGUGUAUGGGGGGAUAUUGCUUUAUUUUAUUUUUCUUAAAUUUCUUUUUAAAUUAUGUUCACCACUUGUUAGGGAACCCCCCAUGCUUGUUGUUCCUUGCAGGCAUUAGUAUGCCUCUUGUAUGUAUCCAUUGUAGUAGCAUAAAAUUCAUUAAUAUAAAGUUAUUCCCCAUAAAAUAUUUGAGGUGAAAUGCUGGACCAGGUCUAUGAAGUGAGCUUAUUACAGAUGAACUCGGAUUAUUCGUGUUUAGUUAAAAGAGAAGUUUCACUCGAUUGUAAAUUAUUAACAAUAUCAUACUCCACUUUUGGAAACGUACCAACAACACAGUAGGGGACUACUUUGGAAAAUUCACUUAUUAACCUUGCAUAUUCCUGAGAAACAUAGACAUUUUAUCACUUCAUUAGACAAAGGAUCUGCAUGUAGCCCUUCCAACUGAAGCCAUGAAAGGGAAGAAUCCUAUUUUGCCUUCUGGAAUAUAAUUGGCUUGCCAGACUAGAGGCAAUUUAUGAUUGGUGAAGCAAAUUAUUUGAAUAAUUUCUUCAGUUAUGGUAAAAAAAUUGUUUUAUUAAAUUUACACAUUUACAAAAGUUUCAGUGAUAUGCUGUAAAGAUGUGUGGUAUAUUCUUUAAUUAUUAUUUUUGGGUAGAUUGUGGUAUCUGGCAGAUGGAUUAAUUUUUUGUAUUAUUUUGUAAUUUUACUUUUGAAUCAGUCAUGAUUAUCUACUUUUUUUCAUAUUAGUCGAGAAAAAAUUGGAGUGUACAUAUACCAGUCAUAUACGUGCUCUUAGUUUUGAAGAUUCAGCCAUGUGGAAUUAGGAUUAAAUAUGAAUGUUGCACACACACACACACACACACACACACACACACACAUAUCAUACCACACACACACACACAUAUCAU
Homarus americanus (American lobster) is the source of this 5483-nucleotide messenger RNA. Its product is annotated as activin receptor type-2A-like. The record is from RefSeq and is a predicted model, not a curated record. Gene Ontology annotation, cellular component: activin receptor complex; plasma membrane. Gene Ontology annotation, molecular function: ATP binding; activin binding; activin receptor activity. Gene Ontology annotation, biological process: protein phosphorylation; activin receptor signaling pathway; cellular response to growth factor stimulus. Lineage: Eukaryota; Metazoa; Arthropoda; Malacostraca; Decapoda; Nephropidae. The coding region runs from base 563 to 2158 and encodes 531 amino acids. The transcript has 13 exons.